ACUAAUGUCAACUAUUUAAGUUAGCGGCUGCUAUUGCUACACGUCACCUCUCUUCCUAGCUGUCAAACACAAUUUUCAAACAGCCGUAGCUGAAAGCAAAUCAUUGUUAAUUCCAGAAUGGUACUCAACAUCGCCACACACAUGGACUAUGAAGGACAACAUUUGGCCGAAAAAUUAUCGCACAUCAUUGUUGUCGUUUUCGGGGUUAUUGGAUGGAUUAUUGGCUAUGUAAACCAACAGUUUUCACAAACAAUUAUGAUUCUUGGUGUAGGAGUCCUUAUUGCAGCAAUAGUUACACUACCUCCUUGGCCCAUGUACCGCAGAAAACCCCUUAGCUGGAGGAAACCCCGUAAAGAAGUAACCUCAGAUGUCAGCAAACCAGAGAAGGAAGUUGUUGUUGCAGCCCCCAAACCAAAGAAGAAGAAUAAGUAAAUGUCAGUCUGAAAAUUGGUUUUUUUGCCAAUGAAGAAUAAAGCUUCUAUAAACAAAGUUAACAAUCAA
Messenger RNA from Daphnia carinata, 501 nucleotides. RefSeq names its product signal peptidase complex subunit 1-like (gene Spase12). The transcript is spliced from 3 exons. Gene Ontology annotation, biological process: protein targeting to ER. NCBI's taxonomy places the organism in Eukaryota, Metazoa, Arthropoda, Branchiopoda, Diplostraca, Daphniidae. The coding region runs from base 118 to 432 and encodes 104 amino acids. The record is from RefSeq and is a predicted model, not a curated record. Gene Ontology annotation, cellular component: endoplasmic reticulum membrane; signal peptidase complex.